ACCCAGCACUUCCAGGCCGUCUUGGUGCCCGGAGUGCUCCGCGGGGUGCCGGCCGGCCGUUCUUGGCCAUUCUCAGCUGCUAGGCGCGUGCAGUGACAGUUCUAGACCACAGCCAAAGCAACGCCGGCACGGCCCGCCCGAACAUGACACUCGCCAGGCUGGCCGUCGAGUACGCCGUCGUGCUGGCCACCGCCGUAGCCAUGGCCGGCUAUCAGGUGCAGUGCGAGUCGGAGCGGGGCUUCCUGGAGCGGGUCCUGGGGCGCGCGGAGCAGAGCCUGCAGGCAGUGUGGGCGCGCGCCCGCGGCGAGGCGGACGGCCUGGUGCAGGGCACGGUGCAGCUCUUCCGACGCAGGGAGCACGACGCCCUGCACGCCGCCUCCCUGCAGCUGGAGCAGCUCGGCGUCGACGUGGACCUCAACGAGGCCGGCGACGACGUCGGCGACGACUUGUACGGCUGCGCGCAGGCCACCAAGACAAAGUACACGCGUCUGCUGCAGCAACUGCGUCGACGCGUGGAGCAGUGCUGGGGCUGGGAGAGCCAGGAGGUGUCGGCGCUGUUCAGGGCCGUGGAGGACCUGCUCCUGGCCGGGGACCGCCUCCCCGCCUUGCUGCGCGCCAACAUGAACAUCUGCCUCCACCAGGGCCGAGGCCGGCGUCGGUCGCGGAGGGCGGACUCUCAAGGGGCAAACGCCACGUCGAGGACGGCGCCGACGCUGCCGCCGCCCAGUCCGUUCCGCAUGCUGCGGUGCACGGCGGACUCGGUGAACCUGACGUGGACGUACGUGACGUCAGUGCCGCGAGAGGUGGGCCGCGCGGCCAGGAAGACGGCCGGCUUGUUGGGCUCUUCGCACGAAGACUGGGCGCCUUGCGCGCAGGCCGUCGUCCGCCAGGCCGCCGGCUCCACCGUGCAGACCCUCCGCGACCUCGGGGGCUGUGUCGUCGACCGAGUGUCGGGGACGUCCUGGCGGCGCUUGCAGGAGGCGUGGGAGCACCCCCGCCGGUAGAGGGUGGACGACGUGGACGACGUGGACGUCGCGAGAGUGCCAAGUUGAAGCCAUCACAAAGGGAGACGGUCCGCCACGACCCCCUUACAGUCGCACAUACUGUCUUUUCUGUUUCUCACUUCCCUUCGAA
Messenger RNA from Thrips palmi, 1134 nucleotides. RefSeq lists its product as uncharacterized. NCBI's taxonomy places the organism in Eukaryota, Metazoa, Arthropoda, Insecta, Thysanoptera, Thripidae. Bases 144 to 1004 code for a protein of 286 amino acids. The transcript has 4 exons. The record is from RefSeq and is a predicted model, not a curated record.